UCAUUUAGAAAAUUGAACAUGUUUUCUCUAAGCUCCUGGCAUCUCCUCUUUCCUCUCUAUUUCAGCAUUCUUGUUAUUCAGACACACUGCGAUGAUCGAAAGACGUUUGUCGUGUACAUGGGGGAUCUCCCCAAGGAAAUGGAAGUCACAGAAUCCCAUCACACGAGUCUCGUUCAACAAGUCCUUGGCAGAAACUUUGCACCACAAGCUUUGCUCCACAGCUACAAGAAGAGUUUCAAUGGAUUUGCGGUGAGGCUAACACAAGAGGAAGCCAAAAAAGUGGCUGGAAUGGAGGGGGUAAUCUCUAUGUUCCAAAGCAAAAGGCACAAGGCCCAAACGACGAGGUCGUGGGACUUCCUAGGUUUCCCACAGCAAGUGAAAAGAACAAGUUUGGAGAGUGAUAUCAUUGUUGGAGUAAUCGAUUACGGAAUUUGGCCAGAGUCUGACAGCUUCAAUGAUCAAGGUUUCGGUCCACCACCCAAAAAAUGGAAGGGGUCAUGCCAAAACAUCACUUGCAAUAACAAAAUAGUAGGAGCAAAAUACUUUCCAUCCCUUAAGGAUAUAAAAAAGGAUGAUAUUAUAUCUCCAAGGGAUGCGAGUGGACAUGGGACUCAUUGUGCAUCCAUCGUAGCAGGAAACUGGGUUAACUCAGCGAGUCAGUCUGGACUAGGCUUAGGCACUGCAAGAGGGGGAGUCUCAUCAACUCGUAUUGCUACAUACAAACCCUGUUGGUCAUUAGGUUGUGAGGAAGCUGACAUUCUCAAAGCAUUCGAUGAAGCAAUCUCUGACGGUGUUGACAUAAUUUCCAUAUCACUUGGUCCUUCCAAAGUCAAGUUCCUUCCCUAUUUUGAGGAUGUUUAUGCAAUAGGGGCUUUCCAUGCAAUGAAGAACGGAAUUUUAACGUCAAUUGCUGCCAACAACUUGGGUCCAAAUUUGUUCACCAUGACUACUUUUACUCCUUGGUCGCUUUUAGUGGCAGCUUCUACAACUGACAGAAAGUUUUUCACUCAAGUUCAGUUGGGAAAUGGCAAGAUUUUUGAGGGCGUUUCGUUGAAUACAUUUGAUCUUCACAAUAAAAAGUACCCAUUGAUUUACUCUGGAGAUGCACCAAAUAUCACCGGUGGAUUUAACAAUUCCAAAUCAAGGUAUUGUAUUGAAAACUCAUUGAAUGAAGCGAUGGUGAAGGGAAAAAUUGUCUUGUGUGAUAGUUUUCCAAUGGAUGUGAGACUAGUAUCUGUGGUGGCUGGUUUUGUGGUUCCAACCAUUUCCGCAAAAGAUGCAGCAUCUCUUUUUUCUUUCCCUCUUCCUCUUGCUGUGCUUACUCUAAAUGAUCGCAAACCCAUUCGCUCUUACUCUAAAUAUGCUAGCAAUCCAACUGUUACUAUAUAUAAGAGUCGUGAAGGUAAAGAUUCUCUUUCCCUUUACGUAGUAUCCUUUUCUUCAAGGGGUCCGAAUCCAAUUACUCCUAAUAUUCUUAAGCCUGAUAUAACUGCCCCAAGUGUAGAUAUCUUAGCUGCUUGGCCUCCUGAGUCCCCUCUCCUUAAGGUGAAGAGAGACAAGAGACAAUCAAACUUCAAGAUAAUAUCUGGAACUUUCAUGGCUUGUCCUCAUGCUUCUGCUGCAGCUGCUUACAUCAAAUCUUUUCACCCCACUUGGUCCCCAGCUGCAAUCAUGUCUGCCCUAAUAACCACUGCUACUCCCAUGAAUCCUAAGCUCAGCCCAGAAGCUGAAUUUGCAUACGGAGCUGGACAAAUCAAUCCCAUUAAGGCAGUGACUCCUGGAUUGGUAUAUGAUAUUAGUGAAUAUGAUUAUGUGAGGUUCUUGUGUGGACAAGGUUAUGAUACAAAAAUAUUGCGAAACAUUACAGAUGAUGACAUCAACUGUAAGAAAAUUAAGCAUGAAAAAGUAAGGGAUCUCAAUCUCCCAUCUUUUGCUCUUAAGACAAACAUAUCAAAACCUUUGAAGGCAGAUGUUGGGGCAAAUGUUGGGGCAGCUAUGUCUAUAUACAAGGCUAAAUUGAUUGUUCCUUCAUCUCUGUUAACUAUUCAAGUGACACCAGAUGUUCUGUCAUUCUCUUCUGUUGGGGAGAAGAAGUCUUUCAUAGUGACCAUUGAAGGCAGCAUAAAUGUGAUUAUAGUCUCUACUUCAUUGAUUUGGGAUGAUGGCAAUGUCCAAGUAAGGAGCCCUAUUGUAGUGUAUGAUCUUGGUUGAGCACCACGGAUAUCCAUUAUCAACCUUGUAAAUUUUAUCCAAGGAAAGGAAGAAAACUUGUGGUAGAGUAAACUUAAUGCUAGUGGAAAAUGAUGAUUCACUCCUUAUUUUAAGUGUUUUUUUAAAUUACUUGUAAAAGUUCCAAGAAUAAGCACACUCAGCUUGUUAUAUUAUGUUUAGUUUAAUCAAUGUGUCAUUGUUUGCUUUCAUAUGUAUAAUAUAAAGUUUUUAGUA
Messenger RNA from Prosopis cineraria, 2445 nucleotides. RefSeq names its product cucumisin-like. The record is from RefSeq and is a predicted model, not a curated record. Gene Ontology annotation, molecular function: serine-type endopeptidase activity. Lineage: Eukaryota; Viridiplantae; Streptophyta; Magnoliopsida; Fabales; Fabaceae. Gene Ontology annotation, biological process: proteolysis.